This is a messenger RNA of Moneuplotes crassus, 1958 nucleotides long. The record is from the annotation of a GenBank genome assembly. Lineage: Eukaryota; Ciliophora; Spirotrichea; Euplotida; Euplotidae.
AUGUCACAGCAAAGUUCUGAAGAUUCUAAACUUGCUAUAGAGGAAAGGUCUAAGAAGUUAGAGGACUCUAAGUCUGAGCUUAAUACUUCGAAUCUUGGAAGGAAAUCAGGAUUGGCACUGAACAGCAUUAAUCAAAAUAUUUCACAGAAAAAUAUAGCUAUUGAAGGUUUAGAUAAAAAUUCUAAUGAUGGCAAGCUGAGCAAUGCAAUAGAGAGCAAUAGUGUUCCUGCCAAAAGAGAACUAUUGAAAAAACUUGCUGAAGUAUGAGGAAUCACUUUUUACUGUAAUAUUUCAACUAUUGAAUUUGACCUAGAGGAGCAUGCCAAAGAAAUACUCAAUGAUACUACUAAGGAAAGUCAUGACAUCCAAAUCAGAGAUGAUGGUCAAAGAGCAGGCGAAGAGAUCACCCUUUAUGAUUCAUUGAACAAAACUAUGUAUCAUACUGUAUUUAGCAGGCUCUCAAGGAAAGAGAUUGAAUCAAUGCUAGGAUUAGUCAAGAAAUCUCAUUCGAAUGGUAAAUAUAGAAAGAUGAGAAUACUUCCCCAUUCAAUAAAGCAGAUUCAGGAGGCACUUGAGAAGGCUCAUAAUGGAAAGGAACUAAGUCAAUCUCAGACAGACCAAAACGACUAUUGCCAGAAACGCUCACAGGAAUUUUCAGAAUCAGAUAGUAACACUCGUAGUCCUUAUGGGAAAUUAUUACGAAAUUUGCAACAAAGUCAAGGCCUGAAUCUAAGCUUGAAGGAUAAGUACUUCACCAAAGCUACUGACUCUUCUCGCGGUGAAGAAUCUCAUGGGAAUAAUGAACUCAAACGAAUUAAAAAGAAGCAACAAAAAAUGAGGAAACAAUACCAGGAAGCCCAAAGGAUAAAUGAUAUUAAACUCCAACAAUUCAUGAAGCGCCAGCGUGAGAUUAAGAGCCGCAACGAUACCAGCAGCCAGAUAUCUAGCUUAAAGGACCAGAUAAGUGCAGCUAUCACCAGAUCGAAUGAAAGGAAAAAGCAAGGAAUUCAUCAGGAUAUAGAUUCUAAGAAAAUAAUGCAGAAUAUUCAUACGAACAUCUCCUUCCCUUCUAUUAAGAAACUGCCUAAAUCUAGGAACAAAGGUGCCGCAGGAGGUUUCAAGAUGAGAAGUAUGAAGAUUCGACUAACAGCUAAUAAGAGUGCAUCUCCAAGUAAAAAUACUCCUGUUGGCCAAGGAGAUUUUACUAGAUUGAGGUACAAGCUGAGCAAGAAGAAAAGAAAGAUUAAUAAAGAUCUUAGUUCUCAAAUGAGUUACUCCAGGAAUAGUUUUGAUCAAAGAAGGAAGCUCCAGAAGUCGCAUACUCCGAAUAUUUAUGUGGAAAAUGCUUAUAUCGCUCAAAAGAGCAUGGAAAACAUAAAGUCAGGGAAGGUCUCUAGGAGGAUUAUGAAUAACCCUGUUUUGACAAGAAGUCAUACUAAUGAAAAACCUCCAAGAGCGACCAAAUUUAAUAGCUACAGAGAUGUAGAGCAUCUUGGCAGGAGUCUGAAGAGAGAUAGCGGGUAUAAUAAGUUUCUGAAGCGACUGAGUAACCGGAGAGUUAAGCCAACAAAGACUUCUGUACAAACAAGUGCUAGCAAGAGAAGCUUACACGUCAAGAAUAAUGGGAUUGAUACUUGUGACUAUCUCUUGCAGAGAAGAAUUGAGCGAGAGAUCAAGCCUACUAGCAGAUGGAAGCUUAGGAAUAAAUGCUUACGAGAAUGAGGCAAAAAUUUUGAUUUUUACAAAAUCCAUCAUAAGGCUAAAGAAGUUACUAGAAAAGCACUUCUAAUAGAAGAGAGGAUACUAGAAAAUCAAAGUGAGCAGGAGAAAAUGAAACAAACUCAUGAAGUCGAUACAAUGCUGAUCGAUUCCUUAAAGGCAAAGAUAGCUCUACUAAACAACCUAUCCUCUAAACACCCCCCAUAAACACCCCUCUAUAAUUUCUCAACAUUCUCUUC